Tachyglossus aculeatus (Australian echidna) is the source of this 570-nucleotide messenger RNA. Its product is annotated as serine/threonine-protein kinase 4-like. Gene Ontology annotation, cellular component: cytoplasm. The record is from RefSeq and is a predicted model, not a curated record. Lineage: Eukaryota; Metazoa; Chordata; Mammalia; Monotremata; Tachyglossidae. The transcript has 2 exons. Gene Ontology annotation, molecular function: protein serine/threonine kinase activity; ATP binding. Gene Ontology annotation, biological process: protein phosphorylation; intracellular signal transduction; regulation of MAPK cascade.
AUGGAGAAGUUAAGUGACUUGUCCAAACUGAAAAAGUUGGACGAAGACAGCUUGACGAAGCAACCAGAGGAAGUGUUCGAUGUCCUGGAGAAACUUAGAGAAGGGUCCCAUGGCAGCGUAUUCAAAGCUAUUCAUAAAGGAACGGGUCAAGUUGUGGAGAUCAAGCAAGUUCCUGUGGAGUCCGACCUGCAGGAGAUUAUCAAAGAAAUCUCCAUAAUGCAACAGUAUGACAGUCCUCACGUAGUGAAGUACUAUGGAAGAUACUUUAAGAACACAGACCUGUGGAUCAUCAUGGAAUGCUGUGGUGCUGGCUCUGUGUCGGAUAUCAUCCGAUUAUGAAGUAAAAUGCUGAUAGAAGAUUAAAUAGCCACAAUACUGCAAUCAAUACUUAAAGGACUGGAAUAUGUCCACUUUAUGGGGAAAAUGCACCGUGACAUCAAGGCCAGAAACAUCUUGUUAAACACUGAAGGCCACGCCAAGCUCGCAGACUUUGAAGUAGCCAGCCAGCUCACCAUGAGUCAAGAAACUUUUGCUCGUGACCAGUACCCCCUAAUUCCAACUUGCCACUGA